AAGCGUUUCAAUAGAGUGAGCAUGCAAUAUAUCAAAACAUGUAGCAGUGCAUUGAGCAUGCUAAGAGCAAGAAGAUUAUGAUCACUAACAUCGACUGCUUGUAUAUAUGCUCUAUGCAGGAAAGGCUAGAGUGCUUAACAGAUGAGUAAAAUAAUGUUCUGAUUUGAAAAAAACUGAGGCAACUGUGGAUCAAGAUCAUAUGGCAUUCAGAGGUCUCCUCCCUCUUUUUAAGCAGCCAACAGCCCAGCCUCCCCAAUAGCAGAGAGAGAGAGAGAGAGAGAGAGUCAUGGUCUCUCGGGAGCACAAGAGAGUCGCCUUGCAUGAGAAGCUGCAACUCCUCCGAGCGGUCACACACUCUCAUGCACUGAACAAGACCUCUAUACUGCAGGACGCAUCAAAAUACAUUGAAGAGCUAAAGAAGAAAGUAGAUAUGCUGAAUCAAGAAAUUGAAUGCACGCAAAGCAGUAUCAGAGACAAAGCAUUACCUGAUGUGACUGUUGAAACCCUGCAAAGAGGAUUCUUGAUAAAUGUCUCUUCAAUGAUGAGUUAUCCAGGAUUGCUCGUCUCCAUUUUGGAAGCCUUUGAUCAGCUGGGACUCAGCGUGGUGCAAGCUAGGGCAGCCUGUACUGACACUUUUCAUCUAGAAGUGGUGGGAGGAGAUAUUAGAGUAGAGACUAUGGAUGCUCACGUGGUCAAACAAGCAGUUCUGCAUGCCAUCAAGGUUUGCUCUGGAAGCAUUGAAGAUUGAUUUAUAUAGCAGGUGAAAAGACCAAUAGGUCCUAGCAGAAAGAAAAGACCAAAAGAACCUUAGCAGAUAAAGAAGUCCUACAAGUGUUGCUAGAUGGAGAAAUUCACAAGAUGUUGGCAAAAGAUAAAGUUCAAGAAAAUUAAGGUUAACUAAAUACUUGGCAAUAGGCAUUGACAGAAGGAAAGGUCCAAGAUGGAGAAGACCAAUAGGAGUUGAUAGAAUGCUCGAAUGUGGUAGGUGUCAUUUGAGGAAUACCAGUGACAAGACCUCUUGGAAAAUAAGGAAGACUCAACGGGGAGGCCCCUUGGCAGAUAAUGAAGACCCAAAGGUGAGACUCUUGGCAAGCAAAAGAAAACCCAGAGGUCAGUCCUCUCGGAAUGUGAGAUGUGAGAGAUUAUAAGAGAUUGUAAUCUUGGAUUUCUGGGUAGGUUUUGGCUAGAAAUACAUUUAUCUAAGGAACAAGGUUCUCCUAGAUCAAAAUCGACUAGUGAGAUUGAGAUUUAGUCGAUUGAAAUGGAUUUUAAUUGACCAGAUAGUUGAGUCGACUAGAUAAUAAACUCAACUUUCUACUUGAGAACAAAAAGGUCUUGUUUUGAGUUCAAUUCAGUGAAAGGAAAU
Molecule: messenger RNA, 1366 nt
Organism: Zingiber officinale
Lineage: Eukaryota; Viridiplantae; Streptophyta; Magnoliopsida; Zingiberales; Zingiberaceae
Exons: 5
Coding region: 287-748 (153 amino acids)
Biological process (GO): regulation of DNA-templated transcription
Cellular component (GO): nucleus
Molecular function (GO): protein dimerization activity; sequence-specific DNA binding; DNA-binding transcription factor activity
Source: RefSeq, a predicted model, not a curated record